Prorocentrum cordatum is the source of this 1567-nucleotide messenger RNA. Lineage: Eukaryota; Dinophyceae; Prorocentrales; Prorocentraceae. The record is from the annotation of a GenBank genome assembly.
GUUGGAUAUCCAUCGAGUGGAAUUGGGAUUGCACGCCGCUGCAGGUUCAGUUCGGCGUCAUGGCCGACGUGCUGCGGCCGCUUGCCCGUUACUGGUGGGAGGACACGUCGUCGGCGUCACCAUCAUGGAAGCACCUCCUGUACGACGACUGGGUGCGGAAGGGCAUGGCCAAGACCCCCACGCACGGCACGCUUCAGGCCAUAAACGUUGACGCCUUGCAGCCCGGUGUGAGCUUGCAGUCAGCGUUGGGCAUGUUGAACACCGCGCCCGUCGUUCUCUUAACUGCACUGGGCGACUUGGAUACAGGAAAUGUGCGUUGCAAAGAGUGGAUGGCGCAGUGCGUGAACGAAGCGAAUGUGGCCUCGCUCGGUCUGCUAACAGGCGCGAGGGGCGUUGCGCUGAUGCUGGACACCUUUUGCGGCGCCCACGUGUUGAACGCUUCCUCUGACAAGGCGUUUGGGAAAAGCAAGCUGCUCCCCAAGCUUCACGCCCUCUCGUUUACUUUCAACUCCCUGAAGUAUUACCGCGUGCUCCACAACGCAUUGCGCCACGUGGUGGCCAGCGACCUGGCUGCCGGGAGCGGUUUCUUCCCUGGCCAAAGCCCGCCGCCGCACUUCAGGCAGCGCAACCGUCGAGUCCUCGAAGCUACCCUCCUCCGGCACCUUGACACUCGCGGCGGCGGCCACAGAGUUCCCGGCAACGAUCAGAAUAAGGAGAGUGACGAGGAUGUGGCAGCAUUGGGUACGGCGAUAUUGGACUUCUUCAACGGCGACUGGAGUAUCUCGGGAUUGCAGCACUGGUGUCAUCAGGAAGGGUGUUGCGGCAACAGGAACCACGAGAUAACAAUAGACCGCGCCAUGGCCCUUAUCGAUGCGGCCGUCCUGCACCCCAUCAGCCAACGGGUUCCGUCCUUGAAUCGGUGGCAUACGUGGGGCCCCAGUUGCGAGGGCGCCGCCCUCGGAGUCCUCUUAUGUCGCAUCCUGCCUCGCGCGGUCGCAGCGGCCCCUUCUAGUAGCGAGAAUGACGAGCAGGGGGGCGACGGCGAUUCAUGGACGGCGUAUGCGACACAGAAAGCGCGGGCGUGCGGUGAGUUCAUGGCCGAUGACAGGACCCCCGCCUUGCUCGCCGUCUCCGUCGUGGCUUCCGAAGCGGUGGACAAGUUGACAAUGGGACUCCAGCACGACGAUGCAGUGGGCUGCUCUGUGUCCGACGCGUUCCGGGAGGACGGCGGCAGCUUGGGGCACUGCCAGCGCCACCUUUUCCUGGUGAACAACCCCUGGCACGACCAAGUCACCGACCGAACUUCGUGGCCACUCCGCAUGCUGAUGGACCAGUUCCCCGAAUGUGAGCACGGAUCUAUCCUUGAUUCGUUGAUGUCUGCGUGCAUGUACCUCGGGAGCCAGGUGUGGGCGCGCCUGGAGGUGCCCAUGCAGGCGCCCGAUCGCAGGCUGAUGAUGGCCAGCUAUGCGGACACAAAGCCCUUGGAGGAGUUCUACAGGGCGCCGCUGUGCUGCUUGAGCGAGCAGUUCGGGGAGCCGCUGAGGGCUCGCUUCGACGAGGAUGACUG